Molecule: messenger RNA, 2454 nt
Organism: Lachancea lanzarotensis
Lineage: Eukaryota; Fungi; Ascomycota; Saccharomycetes; Saccharomycetales; Saccharomycetaceae
Gene: LAS21
Product: LALA0S13e01882g1_1
Exons: 1
Coding region: 1-2454 (817 amino acids)
Biological process (GO): GPI anchor biosynthetic process
Cellular component (GO): endoplasmic reticulum membrane
Source: RefSeq, a predicted model, not a curated record
AUGGGCAUUCUUUCAAAGACAAUAGGGCUUCUGGCUUUACAGAUUGUGGCAAUUCUGACAUUUUCAGCAGGUUUUUUCCCACAGAAAUCGUUUCUGAAGGGCGAUGCUCAGUUUCUACAUCUUCCAGAGGAGCAGCAAGAUGUACAACCACGAUUUGAAAAGCUCGUGCUUGUUGUAAUUGAUGCUUUAAGAGCUGAUUAUCUCUUUCAAGAUGAAAUGAGUCAGUUCAGCUUUGUACAUGGAUUGUUGAAUGAUGGCCAUGCUUGGGGUUAUACUGCAUACUCAAAUCCUCCUACUGUGACACUCCCCAGGUUGAAAGGUAUAACCACAGGAUCUACGCCUAAUUUUUUAGAUGCCAUAUUAAAUGUUGCUGGAGAGGACUCUUCGUCUAGCUUAGAAGAGCAGGACUCUUUGCUGCGACAAUUCCGCAUCAAGCAAAAAACCAUCAACUUCUUUGGUGACGAAACAUGGUUAAAGCUCUUUCCUCGUCACUUUUUUGAUGUAGUCGAUGGCACCAAUUCUUUUUUUGUAAGCGAUUUUGAAGAGGUUGACUAUAACGUUACCAGACAUCUGCCGCGACAACUGGCAUCUCAGGAAUCCUGGGACGUCAUGAUAUUACACUAUUUGGGAUUAGAUCAUAUUGGACAUAAAGGUGGCGCAUUUUCUACAUUUAUGCGUCCUAAGCAUCGCGAAAUGGAUGCCGUAAUCGAGCAGAUCUACAACUCUGUUGACGACAAUACAUUGAUAUGCGUGAUGGGGGAUCAUGGAAUGAAUGACAUGGGAAACCAUGGUGGUUCGUCUGCAGGUGAAACUUCGUCAGCAAUGGCUUUCAUCUCGAAAAAACUAGCAGGGUUCAGCAAACCGGUGGCUCAACGAACUGAGCAUAUUCCUAUAAAAGCCAAAAGUGAAGAUUACAAGUAUUUGACAAAAGUUAAUCAAAUUGACUUCGUUCCCACCGUAGCAACACUUUUCAAUCUUCCCAUACCCAAGAAUAAUAUUGGGGUCUUGAUUCCAGACUUUUUACGCUUGUUCUCGUCGCACGAAGCACAUAUUAAAGUAAUGGAUAACUUUGAGCAAAUCUCAAGUGUUGCUGGGCAACCGUGCAAGGAACUAGGAAGCACCGACGCUCAUAUUGCGAUGAUGAGAGACAUUCAGGCUCGCUUAGCGAAGACUGCAACGAAAUACGAUUAUAAGCUUUUAGGCAUCGGCUUUACAUUACUAGCCUUUGCGACUUUUGGCGUCAGUAAAGUGUGUUUGGAGAGCUUGCAAAUUUCUGUCUCGUUCCUGAUUUUGAUUGUUGUUUGUUUCUUGCUCAGUCUGAGUACGUUUGGGAGCAGUUUCGUGGAGGAAGAGCAUCAAUUGUGGUGGUGGGCAUCCGUAGGGUUUGCACUGAUCUCGCUUGCAAAGGCACCGCGCCAAACAGGUUCCAUUUUCCUGGCCUCCGUCGGCCUCAGAUUUAUUCGUGGCUGGAACAAUAGCGGUCAAAAAUACAUCUACGAGCACACCACCUCAGAACUCCUGAAGACACACAGCGAAUGGCAAUGGAUUCUUAAUGUUUUCACAAUUUUAGGUUCGUCUCUGGUACUUCGUCAACAACCUACAUCCUCCAUCUUGGCAGAUUUCCCACUUUCAGCAUUGUGUCUCGUCUACAAGGCCUCAUGGAGCGUAGCAAAUGGAGAAAAUGUACCUCUUUGGCUACAAAAAGUGGUGUCGAACAUCGUUCCUGGCGUAGCGAACGACUUGAACCCGACGGAGGUCCUUAAAAGUCAACUUGUUCCGAUGGCCAGAAUAUUUUUUUCCUGGGCAAUUGCGCAAGUGUUCAUUGAGCUAAUGGCGCAUAAGAGAGAGUGGCCGCGUCGUCGAACUUUAAUAGAGAGAAUCCAUCCCAUCAUUACGCUGAUUUUGAUAUUCCAAACCCCAUCUACGAAUAUCCCACAGUUUCUGGUGUUCCAAAUCAUUGCUCCUCAAAUAGAAUCGCUAUGGCAUCAGUUGUCAGACUCCAAUGUCACUGCUUUGAUGACCGUUGGGCUGAUUUUACAACAUCUGACGUUUUUUCAAUUCGGAGGUACUAAUUCGAUUGCCACUGUUAGUCUAACUAAUGCGUACAACGGAGUCUCCGAAAAUUACAGUAUUCACGCUGUAGGAUUCCUAAUGUGUUUGAGCAACUUUGCACCCUCGAUCUACUGGUCUACUACAUGUUUAAAGAUGCUAUUGCAACGGCAACCACGAGUUGUACCAAAAAAAUGGCAAUUUUUCGCAAUUUCACGGUUACCAGCGCUAUUUUUUUACUGCAUUUUUGGCUGCUUUCUUCUGGGAUCCUGUUUUAUCCUGCGUUACCACUUGUUUAUCUGGAGUGUGUUCAGUCCCAAGCUGUGCUACUACGUCAGUUGGAACCUUUUCAUGAACGUGGUGAUCGGAUGGACCCUGGAGGCUGUAAUUAUAGCCAUGAGUUGA